Molecule: messenger RNA, 3167 nt
Organism: Physcomitrium patens
Lineage: Eukaryota; Viridiplantae; Streptophyta; Bryopsida; Funariales; Funariaceae
Product: COBRA-like protein 8
Biological process (GO): cellulose microfibril organization
Cellular component (GO): membrane
Molecular function (GO): carbohydrate binding
Source: RefSeq, a predicted model, not a curated record
GCAGAAGAAUUAUUAUCUACUUUUCUCUGUUUGAGGGAGACUUACCACGGAGGAGCUGCUCAGCCUUGAGAACUGGUUUUGUUGGGCGGUUGCGGUUGGGGGUGGAGCUUGGCUGUGAGCUAACCCCUCACGAGGGUGUCCACGAAAUGCGCGACCAGGACAAGCAUUUACUAAAAAGCACGUAGACCUGUUAGUAAUGCUUUAAAGGAUGCACACGAAAUGACGGGUUCAACGUCGAUAAUCGUCAGCCUGUCAUCGCUGUACCUUCAGGAAGCAUUUAUUGCAAGUUCCUGCAAUCAUCUAACGGGGCAAUGGUACUCACGUCGAGGGUAUUUGCCUACUGUUUUUAUUUUUUAUUUUUGAAUUAGAGGCCGAGUUAAGACAAGUAGCUGGUGGUGAGCCAGACACACACUCACACGCACACACUCAGACACACCGACACACAUCCAAUCUGAGGUUUCUUACCCAGCCACCUGCCCAGUCGUAUACGUUGACGGAUUUACACACACUCAUCUGUCCUUGAUCGUAUUCUCGUUCGCAAUUGUUGGGGUCAUUAGAUGGUGGCACUGGUCUCGCGCUAGCCUCUUUGCAGGAUAGUUGGGUGAGAUCCAUUCCGGAAAAGGGAACGCUCUUCAUCGAGACAGUGUAGGCCCUAGGGUGAGUGGAAGAUCGUGUGGGCAGAUUGAAUAAUUAUCGUUUCCCAGGCUCCACAAAAUCAUCCUCCGCAGUCGAUUGGCGAGAGGUUCACUUGGCUGGUUUCCUAUGGUAGCCAUGGGAGGGUGCAAGGUCGGGGUCGGGGUGCUCCUGAUCGUUCUCUUCGUGAUGGUUGUGUCGGUCGAUGGACAAGCACCAAUAGGGCCGCCAGUAGUCGGAGGGCCUGCUCCGACGCCAGUCCCAGCUCCCGCGCCACUGGAUUUCGCACCAGCACCGGAGCCCGCACCUCUAUGGCCCCCUUGCGACGGGGUGGAUGUCGUGUACCAAAAUACGCUCGUGGAGAAGAUCUAUCCUUUCCUUAACGACACCCCUUGGCUGCAACCAUACAAGUUCAGUUCCAUCGUGACGGUUACAAACAUGGGGUACUCCACGGUGGAGGGGUGGGCGAUCGGCAUGAAUUUCUCCAACAAUGAGAUUCUUGUCGCCGCCGAUGAUAUGCACUUGGAGGACGGGCGCCUCAUGCCUGUUGAUGUCUCUAAUGGCACCAUUCUCACCCAAGUUCCUGCGGGAAUAUUGAAGAAUGCCAUUGAGACUGCUGGAGACUUCGGUCAGAUUCGGAAAACCUUUGUCAUAACGGGUACUGAGUUCGGCCAGAAUAAGUUCUCCAUGCCGAAGAAUAUUAACAUAACGCAGAAGGGCUACAACUGCAGCAUUGCAGAAACCUUCUUCAAUACUACAAUGCACACUUGCUGCUCGGAGCCGAAUCGCAAUGUCACCCUGACUGACGAGGAAAUGUACCUGCCUCCUGAGAAAGGGAAUUUCACAAUCACUUAUGAUGUCACACAAGCUUAUCCAGGCAGCUACUUGGCACUUGUGACGAUUUCCAACGACAGCCCAUGGACGCGUCUAGAGAAUUGGAACCUCUCCUGGACAUGGCAAGAGAACGAAUUCAUCACAAAGAUGUUGGGCGCCACGACGCGCGCAGCUGACCUGGAUGUCUGUUUGAAUGGGCUUGCAGCGAAAACUUACCAGCAAAUGGACCUUAACAAGGCUCUCUCCUGCUCGAGGAGCCCCGAGAUCAUAGAUCUUCCCCUCGGUAGAAUAAAUGACACCCAGGUUGGCGGCAUCACAUACUGCUGUCGGAAUGGCACCCUCUGGCCUGCAGUUCUAGAUCCAGAGAAAUCCAAGUCUGCAUUUAUGUUGGACGUGAUGAAGCUUCCACCACAGAGCAGCAAGAUUAACAGCAUCACGCCCCCGGGAAACUGGAGGCUAGGUGAUGGGAGGUUCCAGUGUGGCAAACCUCGCCGGAUUGAGCCAACCAUCUUCCCCGAUCCCUACUUGAGCCAUGAUACAUCCGCUUUCAAGACAUGGCAGGUUACGUGCAAUGAAACUGCAGUCAAACGGCCUCGGAUGUGCUGUGUUUCAUUCUCGAAGUACACAAAUGAGUCCAUCGUUCCUUGUCGGACCUGCGCUUGCGGAUGCCCCAAAAAAAUUAAUCCAGUGUGUGACGCCAGCGCUUCCUCCAUGCUCCUUCCUUACAGCGCCAUCACCACGCCCCCGUUGAAUCGAACUCCUGAGAUCCUUGCAUGGGCAGAGAUGAAUCACAAGGUGCCCCCCAACCCGCUCCCUUGCAUGGACUACUGCGGCGUGGCCAUCAAUUGGCACAUUGUGUCGAAUUACACCGGGGGGUGGAGCUCUCGCAUGACGCUUUUCGACUGGUCCAACAAAACCUAUGCGGACUGGUACACCGUUGUGGAGAUGCCGAAUGCAUACCUAGGUUUCGAGAAGGCGUACUCCUUCAAUGCAACCGCAAUGCCGCCGACGAACGACACUGCGCCCAACACGAGCCUCCUCGUGACGGGACUUGAGGGGCUCAACUACUUAAUGGCUGCCACUAACCUGUCGGCAGGAAAGCUGCAGUCCGUCUUCUCCUUCACAAAGAAAACCACUCCAAAUAUUCGCGAAGCGGAUUUCUUCCCAACGAAGAUCUACUUCAAUGGAGAGGAAUGCACGAUGCCAGAGGGCUUUCCCAUCACUGCCGCCGCUUCAAUGCUCACCUCCACUGUGGUAACUCUCGUGGUGGUGGUAAUGUGCUCCAUGAUCCUCUUUCUGUGAGCAUCCCCAAAGAACGUGUAGUUUCUUCGUCAUUUUCUCUUGCAUGUUGAACAUAUUAUCGGUGCUCUGCGAAGUAGAGGAAUAGGUGGUGAGCACCGUACUGAUGUGAAUUCUUCAUUCUUUGGGCUGAUUGCUGUCGCUGUAGAAUGAGGUGCUUUACAGCGACUGCGUAAACAUGUCACGGUCCUCGAGUUGUAUAGUACGUACGACGGAAGACAGUCAGAAUUUUUAUCCCUUUGGUUAGGCUUCGAUUGAUCAAUCUGUCGGUGCGCGAUUGAUCUUGUAAUGGGUACAGCUAGUGGAGGUGCACACACGUGACAUCCUCUUCACACACGCCGUAAAUGAGUAAAAUAAUGGUAACCACUUCAUUGUCAAUCCACAAACUUUUUUCGAUUCCU